Helianthus annuus (common sunflower) is the source of this 702-nucleotide messenger RNA. RefSeq lists its product as uncharacterized. The transcript has a single exon. Bases 1 to 702 code for a protein of 233 amino acids. The record is from RefSeq and is a predicted model, not a curated record. NCBI's taxonomy places the organism in Eukaryota, Viridiplantae, Streptophyta, Magnoliopsida, Asterales, Asteraceae.
AUGCGGGAGAUGAAGUUCUUCCUAGGGCUUCAGGUUGAGCAAAUGCCCGAUGGAAUCUUCAUACACCAGACAAAAUACGUGAAUGAUGUGCUGGACAAAUUCAACAUGUCUGAAUCUACUCCAACAUCAACCCCCCUGGCUCAAAAUCAUGGGAUAUGUCCGGAUGAAAGCGGUGAAAAGGUGGAUGAGAUGCACUAUCGGUCGAUCAUUGGAUCAUUAAUGUAUCUGACUGUGUCAAGACCGGACAUCAUGUAUCCACCUUGCCUCUGCGCCCGAUAUCAGUCAAGUCCGAGACAGUCACACAUGACGAUUGUGAAAAGAAUUUUACGGUAUCUUAAAGGUUGCCUAAGCACCGGCUUGUGGUAUCCUAAAUCUGGUGACUUUUCUCUUACAGGUUAUGCUGAUUCUGACUUAGGGAGCUGUAAGCUUAAUGCAAAGUCCACAACUGCUGGUUGCCAGUUCUUUGGAACUCGGCUUGUCACCUGGCAGUGCAAGAAACAAAGCACAGUCUCCCUCUCAACCUGUGAAGCUGAAUACGUUUCGGCUUCCAGCUAUUGCUCUCAGAUUCUCUGGAUCCAGCAGCAGAUGAGGGACUAUGGUUUGCAGUUCUUGGAUACUCCAAUCUUUGUGGACAAUGAGGCAGCUAUUAACAUUACUAAAAAUCUGCUGCAUAACUCAAAAACAAAACAUAUUGAAAUUUGA